AGUGAGAGGGAGAGAAGAGGUAGAGCCAUUGACAGUGAGAGGGAGAGACAGAGGUCUUCCAUUCAUUGGUUCACUCCCCAAAUGGCCACAGUGGCUGGAGCUGAGCUGAUCCAAAGCCAGGAGCCAGGAGCUUCUUCCAGGUCUCCCAUGUUGGUAUAGGGGCCCAAGCACUCAGGCCAUUUUCCACUGCCUUCCCAGGCCAUAGCAGAGAGCUGGAUCAGAAGAGGAGCAGUUGGGACACUAACUGGCACCCAUAUGGGAUACCAGUGCUGCAGGCAGAUACUUAACCUUCUACACCACAGUGCCAGUCCCUCCCGAGGGUAAUUUUAUACAGGAUUUUUUAGUGUGCUUCUGUUUUGACUGUGACCUGUCACACAAGGUCAGUUGUGGAUUUUUUCUGUUUGUGGCAUUAUACUGAUGCUCAGAAAGUUUCAGAUUAGGGAUGCACAACCUGUUCUUGGCACGGAUUUGGAAUUCCACUCCUCAGAGGAAUGUUUUAAAAAUUUACUCUUGGUAUAUAGGGAAUUGGACCAUGCAUAUUUAUAUGCAUCUUUGUGUUAUUUUAAUUAAUGUCUCUCUACCUAUCUAUGAGAGAGAGAGAGAGAGAGAGAGAGCGAGCGAGCGAGUGAGCACUCUCAUCCUCUGAUGUACUCCUCAAAUACCUUCCGUGGUCACAGCUGGGCUAGGCAGAAGCAUGACUCUGGGAACUCAAUCCAGGUUUCCAAUGUGGGUGGCAGGGACCCAGUGACAUGAGCCAUCCCCUCUGCCUUCCAGGGUACACAUUAUGGCAGGAAGCUGGAAUUAGAAGUAGAGCCAGGACUUGAAUCCAUUUCCUCUGGUCUGGGAUGUAGGCAUCUUAACCACUAAGCCAAAACUUGCCCACAUACUUUUUUAAAAAAGGACACAAAUUGAGUUCUAACUUGAAAGUGCUGGUGAAAGGGAGUUUGUGGAAAACUUGAUUUUAAAGCAUAUGGAGUCUUAUAAAUCUGGAAUUUUGUAUAUAUUUUCUAAUUAGGCAUACCUUGCAAUUAAAACAGUAUCUUCUCUUUCUCAUCUUGAAAACAUAUUUAGAAGUGGAUUGAGUGGGAAGACAGAGAUGGAAGAUAGCUAAGAUGGCAAUUGACCAUGUUGCAAAUCCACCUGGUUGUUGGAAAAGCAGAGAUUGUAUUAGUGAUAGGAUGCAAAGUAACAGGUGCCAGGAGACUGAUUGUCUUUGCAGGAUCAUCUGCGACAUUCCCGUGUACACUACUGCAUCACACUGUUUGUUUCUCAAUGCACCAAAAUCACUCCUUCUCCAGUGGCCUUGUGCUUGAUGGUCCUUUUCUUGCUAUGUGGAAUAUGAAUACUUUGAGUUUUUUAAAACCUUUUUUUUUUUUUUGGGUGGACUGGAUUUUUCUCAUUCUUUAAAAGUCUCAAAUGUUGUCUGUUAAGAGAGGUUCUUGAAUGCACAUGUCUCUUUAUCUACUUGGAGCAACAGUGGUGUGACUUUAUAAUGUCAGUGGGAGUGCAGUUGAUGACUGUGAAUAUGCUUGGAAAACCACAGUGUAAGCACAUAUUGUCCCUGCUGCUGAAGACUGACCAGAAACUAUGGUGUCUUCUGCCAACCUGUAGCAGUCAUCCUUAAGGCUGGGUAUCAAAGUGAUAACUCCAGGUGCUGAAUUCCGAGCUUAUGCUUCUGUGGUCCCGUCUGAUCUCAGGUCGAGACCAUCACUGGGGUGUACUUUCAGGCUUCUACCGUGACACAUCAAGACAGGCUCUGGUUCUGCUCCUGGUUAAAUAGAAACACCUGUAUAACUGAAAACUCAGGCCAUAGGACCACUGCUGUGCUAUGUAAGGGCAUCUAGCGUCUGUUUAUGUCUGGUGUCUGUUACUAUGGUAACUGGAUGAGGAGAACCCUACAACCGCAUGUCCAGUCCGAGAAGGAAGACGUCUAGAGGGGAAUGUUGCUUUCCUGGAUGCCGGAGUGGAAGCUUUUGGGAAGCUCUUUGAGGUGGUGGAGGGGAUCAUGUUGGAGAAUGGACAUUCAUUCCAUUUGUUUAAUUGUUGGUAGUCCAUUUAUACAAAAUGGCUGUACACAAGGGAGGGUUGUGGAAGAGAUGCUGUUUGCCUACAUUCCAUUCACGCUUCCAUUUCCUCCUACUGAAGCCCCUGUUUUCAGCCAGGCUCAGCUGCAGAGGGUCAGGACUGUCUCAGAGCCUUUUUCCGCUACCGCGACCAUGGGAGACACUGCAGAAGGGUUGGUAUUUCUAGCAAGUCUUCUAAAAUCGAGGGGUGGAGCUCUUUCUGGAUCUUCCUCCUUUCCACAUUCUGAAAUAUGAUGUAAUAGUUGAUGCUCCAACAGCUUUUUUUUUUUUUUUUUGAUAGGCAGAGUGGACAGUGAGAGAGACAGAGAGAAAGGUCUUCCUUUGCCGUUGGUUCACCCUCCAAUGGCCGCCGCGGCCAGCGCGCUGCGGCCGGCGCACCGCGCUGAUCCGAUGGCAGGAGCCAGGUACUUAUCCUGGUCUCCCAUGGGGUGCAGGGCCCAAGCACUUGGGCCAUCCUCCACUGCACUUCCUGGCCACAGCAGAGAGCUGGCCUGGAAGAGGGGCAACCAGGACAGAAUCCGGUGCCCUGACUGGGACAAGAACCUGGUGUGCCGGCACCGCAAGGCGGAGGAUUAGCCUAGUGAGCCGCGGCGCCAGCCUAUGCUCCAACAGCCUUUGCGGACUGUAAAGGGACCUUGACCAUGAGAGUCAGAUGGGAAGAAGGCAGAUCUGGAAAGACAGAAGUAGCUGGAGACCUACUGAUUCUUUGGAGCCCAAGCACCUGCCUGCUGCCUGACAUAAUUUUUGUAAAAUAACAAGUUGUUUGGUCUUGAAGCCUGCAUUUUCUGGACCAUUACUGCAUGCACUGGGAUAAAAUUAUCCAGGCAGAAUGUUGUGAUAAACAAGGUUGUUAUCCUUAAUAAGAUAAUGUGACUGUUAUAUAUAUAGAGCAUUCUAGAAUAUUCUUUCAGGUUCUGUUUUGGUAAAACCUGAGUAAUGGAAAAAGAAACUAUACAGCAGAAUUGUUGUCAGAGGGGUGGCUCCUACCCAGAUCCUGAGAGCCAUUUCUGAGGAGGGUCAGGUGGAAAUGCUCAGUGGUUUGGGGCCAGAAAUGAAGAAAACUGCCAAGGCUAUUAAAAACCAUCAGAGAAUUCUGCAAAUGGCCAAUAUUGAAGUUAGUUACAACUCAUUCUCAAAUAAAUUGGAGUCUGAUCCGUUUGAUGUGUUUUGACAGGAAAUGUAUAUUUACUGCUUGAAAUGAUUCCAACUGCUGAGCUGUGAACCACCGUGUUUCAUAAAUUAACACGAGAUGGAGGCAGAAAGAAACUCACACCUUUUCUGAAACAGCAUUCCACAAGCAAGAAUUUCUCACAAUUGCAAGGCCUUCGGUGCUUAGAUGAGUUUUUUGGAGCCGCAGAAAUGGUUGGCCCUGGCUGCAGAUGGGAAUUUGGAAUCUCUUUGAAAUACAUCUUGGAAUAAUUGUGUUUGACCGGAACCAAAUCUUAUGAAGUCCCCAAGGAUGCGAGUGUGUGCCAGGUCAAUGUUGCUGUCGCACUGGCUCUUUCUGGCCUACGUGUUGGUGGUGUGCUGUAAGCUGACGUCCGCCUCGAGCCAGCACCUCCGGGGACACGCAGGUCACCACCAGAUCAAGCCAGGGACCUGCGAGGUGGUUGCCGUGCACCGAUGCUGCAAUAAGAACCGCAUAGAAGAGCGGUCACAGACGGUCAAGUGCUCCUGCUUCCCUGGACAGGUGGCUGGCACGACUCAGGCCCAGCCUUCGUGUGUUGAAGCUUCCAUCGUGGCUCAGAAAUGGUGGUGUCACAUGAAUCCUUGUUUGGAAGGAGAGGACUGCAAAGUACUGCCAGAUUACUCAGGUUGGUCCUGUAGCAGUGGCAAUAAAGUCAAAACUACAAAGGCAAGUAUAGACAAAACACAACUGUCAUCUUCAACUCUAGUGCCUUGUGAAACUGAGUUUGGGGGGGGGGCCUUGACAUUUUCCUGCCAUCCACGAGCACCCUUCUCUGAGGUUGAUCAGUUGGCCUGGACAGUGCCAUCCAGGGCUUUAUCCCAUCUCCCAGCAUCACCCUGGGCUUCAGGGUUGAGAGAGUAGUGAUGUUGUGGGAGACUAUACUGUCCUUAUUUCAAGUAAAGGUUUCAGAAUUGACGGGCUGGUCUAUGAGAGCACCAUGGCAGAUUCCACACGCAGAGGAGUUGCUCGAGCAGAAUUAGCUCCUGCCUUAGGGAAGAGUGAGUAGUUCAUGAUUCUUAAGUCUAAAAAGGCAACCGUUGCCUCCUGACGUGGUCCUUGUGGAGUGCCAGUGUCCAUUCAGUUUUUCAGCUAUAAACCUAACGUCUUCCUUUGCUCCCCAUUCCUUUGAUUCCUCUGACUUGUGGAUUUUCUUUACCAAAUAUAUAAAGAAAAACAAUUUCAUGAUUUCCUAUAUUGUAAGCACAUAAUGAUAAUUUUUGUUCCUCCCUCCCUCUCUCCUUCCCUUUUAAUUUUCAUGAUAGCAUACUUUAAAUUGACUUUAUAAGCACAGGUAGAAAGAUCACUAUUCCAUAGCAGUUUAGACAAGGGUUAUAAAUAAUAAUAGAAUGUGAAGAUGUCAGCUUCACUCAUUUACAUUACAGUUUUUGGGUACUCUGUAUAUGAGCUUCCACUCCUCAGAAAACCAUGGUGUUUGUUUUUAUGUGUGUGUCUGGCUUAUUUUUCUAAGCAUAAUGAUCUCCAGUUCCACCCAUUUUAUUGCAAAAGACAAUUUUUAUGGUUGAGUAGUAUUUUUUUUCAAUCCAGUCAUCCACCCAUUCAGUUGAUGGGCAUCUGGGUUGAUUCCAUCUUUUAGCUAUUGUGGAUUGAGCAGCUGUAAACCUGGGUGUACAGAUAACUCCUUUACCUGCUGAUUUCAUUUCCUUUGAGUAAAUUCCCAAGAGUGGGAUGGCUGGAUCAUAGGGGAUAUUUCCAUCUGUGUAGCCCCAGCCAAUCCUGUAACUCAUCCAGAUUCCUAAGGCUCCCUUCUGGCCUAGAUUCCUCCCAUGUAGUUAAUGCAAGAAUGUUUAUUCCAUGCUAAUUCACCCUAAAAUCUUCCAGUGGUAUCUCCUGGCUCUUUGGCCUAGUGGCCCUUGGCUGUGUGACUGUUCACAGAGCCCCUGGCAAAUUAAGCUCUCUGCAUUCUUUCUGCUCUAGACAUUGGGGCCUUCAAGGUGGCUGUUCCCUCUUCCUGGAAGGUGCUUUCCUUCCUUCCUUUUCUCAUCGAUCAUUAUUUCUUCAGGGAAUUUCACCAAUUGGAUUUGUGUCCCCUGUACCUCUAAGCAUUGCUUAUGGUCAUAUUUUACAGGGAUGGCUAUACUUACUUGCUCGAUACCUAGACCAUUCUCACGGUGGAGCUGUGAAGUCCAGUCCUGCCUCUGUUUUCCCUGGUAGUCCCAUAGUCAGCUGAGUGCCCCAGUAACUGUUUCUGGGAAGAAAAGUAAUGCCCUCAAGGCCAUUCGGAUAUAUUUGGAGUCAGAAUACUGGAAUGGCAUGACUCUGCAUCGAGCUGUUUUCUGAGCCUUGGUCUUUUAUGAAAUGUAAUAUAGAAUGACUGGCUUCUCAAUUUUAAAUUUUUCCAUCUUAUGAACAUUUUGAAUUCAUUUACUAGACCCUUAACAAAUACAGGUCAGUUUUCCUCCUAAGCAGGUACAUGAGCAAUAGAAACAUUUAAGUAUGUUACUAAUGAUGAGACCUUUAGUAGCUAUUAGAUCCAAAAUUCCAAUAAAAUAGCAACCUAGUUGACUAGUUCUUUGUUGUCUUUCAGAAUCUGGACCAUUUUCAAAAUUAAUUGUGAUUAUCAACUAACUUGUCAUCAUUAGUGGUAUUGGGAUGACUGGCACAGUGACAUGACUUACAAUGAGCCCUAUAUAUUUGCAGCUAUGCAGUCAACCACUACUGAACACAAAUACCUUUUUUUGGUCAUUAUUUGCUGAGCAAUAGAUACAAUGACUAUUUAGCUAGCAUUUGCUUUGGAUUAUGCAUUAUGGGUACCCAGGAGGAUGUCUGUAAGGUUAUGUGCAAAUAUUGUAUAAAGGAUGAAUACUGAGGGGCUGACUGUAUGCUUUUAGUGCAGGGCAGGAGUCAUUUGAUGUGGAGUGAGGGGGUCACAGCACUCCCAUCAUCUCUAUCAUUCUCCUUCCAGUCAUUCCCAGUAGACUUCCACUCUUCCUCCCCAGACUCGCUGCAGCCAUUUUCCCUGAAGUUCCUCCUAACUGAAAAUCUUGGCGUUGCAGAUGAGUUAUGGCCAGUGACAAUUUUCAUCCAUUGCCUUUCUUGUAGACGCAGGGAUUACAUUUUAGAAGAUUAUAUCUGGUUUGUAUGUAAAGCAUCACCUCAGACCAGGAGCAGAGGCCAACUGUGUUUGGGAGAAGCCCGUGCCUCCGUCAUCUUCCUCAUGGACUCAUUCUCCCCCUCCUCUCUCACAGUUACAGGAAGCAAACUGUGAGGGGCCUUUUGGCUCCUUGUGCUGGCAAGCCCAGUUUGGUCUAGCCCCAUCCUCAGCGGUACUGACAUUUCACUUAGCACUUUGAGAGGCUGUAGAGACGUAACACAGUUCCCCAAGCUGUCAUGAUACUUGGACUGCUGUUUUUUUUUUUUUUUUCCAGCGAUAUGCCACUGGAGAAUAAUCUUGAAGUCGUAAAACUUUGUUUCCUUUAUUAAUUCGAGUCAGUGCAACUUGAACUGCAUCAACCAUUUUAUGCCUUUUAUGGAUCUCAUGCACAUAGAGUACCUUCAUUUGUGGAGCUGAGACUGGCUUCCUUGCAAGCCUGGGGCCCCUAGAAGCUCUUUUUCUGAAGAUCACUACUGACCUUCCUGCACAGGUGAAACAGGGGUCCUAUAAAGGCAGAGCAGUUGCUUCCCUAGAGGAGACAUUAGCUGAAUAACAAAAUAGUUUCCAUUUUUCCUUAAACAGCAACACCAACACACAGAAAGGCUAAAAAUGUCAGGUUGUCUGCACUAAGCCAACCCCUGUCAAUUUUCCUUUCCAUUUAAAUGCAAAUAUGGAAAGAAUGAGCAGUCACCUCGAGAUAUGAAUAGCCUCAGAUGAGUAUGUGACUGCGAGAAGGGGCUAUUCCCUAGCCAGAUGCCUUGGCCAGGUAUAAAACACUGGCAUUCAGUUUAUUCUGCCCGUAUAGUGUUCAGUGUCUCCAGAGAGGCUGGGACUACUACUUCAUGUAGGAAAAUACCACUCUGCCUGUCGUCCUGCCUCCAUCUUCCUCUCCUUUUCCUGCUGAGUCUUGCUGCACCCCUUCCUGUUUGUAGAUGUCAUUGUUUCAUCUUCAAACAAGUACACAAUGUACUAAAGCCAAGCACUUGCCAGUAGAAGAAAAUCACGUCGAAUUGCCAGAGAAGUUUUAUACUUUGUAAUGCUGGUAUUUUAAGACCCUCAACUGAGGAUAAAGAACUGUGUCUUCAGAACAGAGGCUCUCAACCAAAAGCAUCUUUGUCUCUGAGUGGACAUUCAGAAAUUUUGGAGGAUAGCUCUGGUUCUCACGUCUGGGGGGCGUGCUGCUACCAGGGUCUGGUGGGUAGAGGCUCGAGUUGUUGGUAAACAUUCUGCAAAGCACAGGAUGCUUCCCCACAUUCCAGAGUUACCUGGUCCCAGACAUCAAUCAAUAGUGGCAGAGCUGAAAAUCUGAUUGGGAGAAUAGUAUACAGUUUUCUCAGUAGCUCUUUGCAUGCAUCUUAAAGCAUUUGUCAAAGUUUCUAUGACGUGUCUCAGUAUUCCCUGCCCCAGGGAAGUAACAGUUUUCCCUUCAGCACCACCCUCCCCAGCAACGUCUAAGAUGAAGCAGGUGCUGUCCAAUGUCUUCCUAAAGUGGCUCUCUUGGCGCUGGUAUUGUGGCUCAGCAGGGGAGGCUGCCGCUUGGGUUCCCACCAUCCCAUGUCAGAGUGCUGGUUCAAACCCUCCCUCCUUCCUCUUCCAGCUUCCUGCUCAUGCAUCCUGGGAGGCAAAGUGAGGGUUUAAGUUCUCAUGUAGCUGGCGCCCACGUGGGAGACGCGCUUGGAGUUCCUGGCUCCUGACUGUGGCCUGCCUGGCCCAGCCCUGACUAUUUCAGGCAUUUGGGGAGUGACUCAGGGGAAGACAGAUCUGUCUCUCUCUCAAGUAGAUGAAAAUAAAGAACAUGGUGCACUGGCACCUUUCCCUCUGUCUCUUGGGCUACCACCACAGGUUAUUGUCUGUGCCAUUAUGAUUUCAUGAUAUGCCUAGAGAACAAUCAUCAUUGGGCCUUGUCCAAUACAGUUUUGAACCCCACUUUUACGAUCUGCUGGUAGAGUGUUGAGUGUGGGGUGAUUGCAGUUAAGUGGCAAGAUGAGGGAACUGCUUAUCUAAUUGAGCUUUGCACCUGUUGUUGCCUUUACUUGGCUUCAACUUUGCUUUCUCUGCCACUUGGGUAACGUCCCUGCCCAAGUUCCUCCCUGCUGAGACACCCUCAGUGAGUCCCCAUUGGUAAUGGAGACAGUACACAGAGUGUAUGCACCACAAAAAGGCCUUCACUGAUCGUCAGUUUCUCAGCUGUGUCUUUCAAGGUCCAGCCAAGAUGGAUUGUCCCUGAUGCCUAUAGUAACGAUCUUAUCAAAAUUCAAAGAUAGCAAUCAGCACAUGAUAAUGUUAAAAGCAAGUAAGUCUGAGCAUAUCUUAGCAUUUUAUUCUCCAAAGUGAACUAGGCAUGAGGAAUGAGCUACUUCAAAUAAGAAGCUUCUAGAAAUUAUACCCUAGAUAUAGAAUGGUACUUGGCUUAGUUACUUUUCUGUGAUGGAAUCAGAGCUAACAUCACAACAGCCACCGUUUCCUGAGUGCUGACCCUGUGAUGGGCACUGGACCACGCAGUAAGGCUCUCGUCAAGUGUCUCACACACUCUUCACAGUACCACUCAGUUUGGCAGGUACUGCUGCCUCCAUUUUACAGAUGAACCAACUAGGGCACAGAGAGACAAUGGACUCUCUCUCUCGACAGGGCUCACUCCCUCAUCCAGCCACUCACACCAGAGAGCCCCUGCUGUUCCUUCAGUCCUCUUUUCUCACAUCAUCAUCACGCUUGUCCCAAAGCCCUCUUUGACCAGUGUGAUCCCUUGAGGUUGAUGGUCUGCCAUGCAUUCCUUAUCUCACCUCUGUGCCUCAGUCAGAAAAAGGCCAAGGUCCUUGCGUCGGCAGCAGACCCACUUGCACCUCCCUCUCCCUAGAAAGUUCUCCCCCCCCAUAUGGUCAGGCCUCCCUCACUUCCUCCAGGUGUCUCCUCAGACACCUUUCCUGCAGUCCUGUAUAGAAGAGGAGCCCUCCUUCUCCCCUGCCCCAGUGUUGCUUUUCUCUGUUCACCAGCUGUGAGCUAACAGUGGAUUUUACAUUUUGAAAUGGUUGGAAAAAAUCAAGAGGAGGAUAGUUUAUAGCACAUGAAACCAUAUGGCAUUCAAACUUAAGUGCCUAUCAAUAAAGUUUUAUCGGAACACAGCAAUUCUCAUUAGUUUACCUAUUGUAUGUGGCUGCUUUUGUUAGUGAUAUGAAGACAGAGGGGAGUUGCUACUAUUGUGACUAAAGGCUGCAAAGUUGAAAUAUUUACUGCAUUUAGAUAUUUACAGAAAGGGUUUCCACCCUGUGCUCUAGAAUCCAAAUUCUAUAUGAACAGAAUUUUGUUUUUGUCUGCUGUGACACCCCCAGCACCAAUUAAAGAGCAAUUAUAUUGUGGAAUAUGUAAUUAGGGUCCACAUUACUGAAGCUGAGGUUUGAAGAAAUACCCUAUUGGGUUUAAAGGUCAGGCAUCAAAAGUAUGCUAUCAGAUAUACUUUACUUUCAAAAAAUUUUCAUAGUACACAUCUGUUGAAAUAUUUCUCUCCUGAGCUAAUUUAUAGACUAUCCCAAAAGUAAAUUUUCUUACGUGAUCAAAUCAAACUACAGAAAUGGCUAUUCUAUUUUCUCAGAUCACACGUGAUGAACCUGAAUGCUUAAAAAUGAAAAAUGCAGUAAUUAGCUUCUUUUCCUUUUUUCUUUCCUUUUUUUUUUUUUUUUUUUUGACAGGUAGAGUGGACAGUGAGAGAGAGAGAGAGACAGAGAAAGGUCUUCCUUUUGCCGUUGGUUCACCUCCCCAAUGGCCGCUGCAGCUGGCGCAUUGCGCUGAUCCGAAGCCAGGAGCCAGGUGCUUCCUCCUGGUCUCCCGUGUGGGUACAGGGCCCAAGCACUUGGGCCAUCCUCCACUGCACUCCCGGGCCACAGCAGAGGACUGGCCUGGAAGAGGGGCAACCGGGACAGAAUCCGGCGCCCCGACCGGGACUAGAACCUGGGGUGCCGGUGCCGCUAGGCAGAGGAUUAGCCUGUUGAGCUGCAGCGCUGGCCGUAAUUACCUUCUUAAUGGAUAGGCUUUCCUUAAAUAUAGCAGUUUCAAAAAUAACCCAUUUUUGGGCCAGCACCAUGGCUCACUUGGUUAACCCUCCGCCUGUGGCGCUGGCAUCCAAAAUGUGCGUGAGGGGUGAACCAACGGAAGGAAGACCUUUCUCUCUGUCUAUAACUCUACCUGUCAAAUAAAAAUAAAUAACCCAUUUUUUUUUUAACACAUUUACUUAUUUACCUGAGAGGCAGUUACAGAAAGAAGGAGAGAGAGAGAGGUCUUCCAUCUGCUGGUUCACUCCCUAAAUGGCUGCAACUGCCAGAGCUGGGCUGAUCUGAAGCCAGGGGCUUCCUCCCAGUCUGGGUCAUGGAUGCAGAGCCCAAGCACUUGGACCAUCUUCUGCUGCUUUCUCAGGCCUCAGCAGAGAGCUGGAUAAGAAGUGGAGCAGCUAGGACAGGAACUGGCGCCCAUGUGGGAAGCCAGCACUGCAGAUGGAGGCUUAGCCUAUUGUGCCAUGGUGCCUGUGCCAAAUAGGGUUGGUGAGUGGUGUGUUUGAUGAAGCUGCAGCCUGCAAUGCUGGCAUCCCAGAUUUGUAUCCUGGCUAUUCUACUACUGAUCCAGCUCCCUGCUAAUGUGCCUGGCAAAGCAGCAGAGGAUGGCCCAAGUGCUUGGGCCCCUGCACUCACAUGAAAGAUCCAGAAGAAGCUCCUGGCUUUGGCUUGGGCAAGCCCUGACCAUUGUGUCACUUGGAGAGUGACACAACAGAUGGAAAACCCCUCUCUGUAUGUAGCUUUGCCUUUCAAAUAUACAAGUUUUUCAAAAAAAAUUUUAAAAAUGACUGUCAUUUGUGGAGUGCACCAGUGAAUGGCAGAUCUCUGCCUUUCAAAAAAAAUUUUAGCAAAAAAAGGGAAUGUUAAUUGUAUUAAAAUGCAAAGACAGUAUUUUGAUGUAGACAUGCAUUGAUUUUUAUCAGCAUUCAUGUGAAAAAUGUUUAGGGCCACUAAAGCGUGCACAGCCUGCUUGGGUUGUUGGACAAUGAGUGCACCUAAUUAGAUGCAUUUUGCAAGGUUAUAGAAAUCCCAAAGUGAGGGCACAUCCUACUCGGUGAUGGCAGCCUUUGUGCAUGUCUUUGCAGCCUAAAAGCACAAGAUGUAAAGAAGGAUUUCGAUGUGAGUAGUUGACUUGGAAGGUAAGGUACAAGCUGAGAAAUUAUAUGCAUGUGACACAGGUGGGGCGUUUGAGCAGUCACAGCAACUGGAAGAUCUAUCUCUGCUGGGUGCACAGUGUCAGAUGCUCACGUAUUGCGUUUGUUUUAGGUCACACGGUAGCAAAGAGAAAGCUGUGCUGUACUGCCGGAGGCACAGCAGGAUGCAGAGCUCUUUGGCCUGGAUUACUGCCCUGGCCACUGGAUGGCAGACUCUCUUGGGAUUCAGCAGCUUCGCCUCUGUGUAUGUGUGU
Oryctolagus cuniculus (rabbit) is the source of this 11833-nucleotide messenger RNA. Lineage: Eukaryota; Metazoa; Chordata; Mammalia; Lagomorpha; Leporidae. The record is from RefSeq and is a predicted model, not a curated record.